GUGUUUUUAAUAAUGUUGGAAAAAAGACAAACAGAAUUAGAAUGGAUUGCCUGUUAAUUACUUGUUUAGACUUGCUGGUUGUUGUACUGGUUAGACUGGCAGACUUUCAACAAUAAAUUGCAGAUAUAAAGCCAAAGCACUGUUUUAAAAUAUAAUGCAUUUAUCUAUGUUUUCUUGCUUGUGUCUAUAAGGUGUUUGUGUUUAUGCGUGAGUGGGUGAGUGAACUAUUUAGUGGCUGGUGGUUGAGGUUUGAGAUGUCUGGUUUGCAAGUGAGGUUUGGUUUGAAUAUGGUUCGUCUUCUUUUUACUUGAUUUGCUGGGUUUGGUGGAGAAAAGUAAACGAGUGACAUUGAAGAAACCAAUGGAAAGCAUGCACUACUUAGUUUUUUGUACAAAAACAAUCUUCUUGUGCCUUUACGGCUGAGUAUAAAAGGCCACAAACAGUAGUGGUUCAAUCAUUUUCUGGAAGUCUGACAAUCAUUAGGAUUUCUUGCUUUUGUAAUGGCUGAUGUUGACACCAUUGAUGACCUUGUAUCAGCUAGAAACUUGCUGAGUAUUGGGUUAGAAAAAUCAAGGGCAAUUGCCUCUGCUCUUCAAAAUACUGGAUCGAGGUUGGAUGUCAUGAACCAAAGAUUGCCAUCUUUGGAAGCUGCAUUUAGGCCAAACCCAGUGGCAAAAUGUGCAUUUGCUUCUCUCAGAGACCGUUUGGAUGGAGCAAUUGACGCUGCGGCUGCUGUUCUUAAGGUCUAUGGGGUCAUUUGUGAGCUUCGAAACUCGAUCCUGUCAGACGCUUGUUCUGAUCUAUCUAGCUACCUUGAUGUUGUGCAACAGAUUGAAGGAGCACUGAGAUUUCUCACGGAUAAUUGCAGGCUAGCGAUUCAGUGGUUGCAGGGCAUUCUUGAAUUCUUAGAAUGUAAUGCCAUCGCCAAUAAUCAUUUCAUCUUGACUGUGAAGAAGUCCUUAGAAAUCCUGGAGGAAUUAGAGAUGGCAGAGGAGCAUGCCCAUCUCGAGGAUGGUAUUCUCUUUGAUGCAUUUGACAAGCUUGUAUUAGAAUUUAAGAAACUUCUUACAGAAAACAGCAACUCUCUUGCUUUGGUUUCUCUAUCCUCCUCCACUGCUCCACCUAUUUUUCCAGCGGCUGCUACACAGAAAUUGCAGGCCGUCGUUGACAGGUUAAACGCUGGUAACUGGCUUCAGAAUUGCCUAUCUCUACAUGCUAAAGUCCGGAGUCUCGUCGUUAGAAGAAGUUUGGAAGCUUUUGAUUUGAACUACCUGGCAAAAACUAUUACAGAAUUUGACAAUGUGGAGGAGAUUGAGAGUGAUGUGGAUCAAUGGUGCAAGGAUCUGGUGGUAUUGGUGAAGAAUGUGUUGGGGAUUGAGUACAAGCUAUGCAAGGAUAUUUUUGGCCGGAGCGGAUCAAACGCCUGGGUGGGUUGCUUUGCAGAGAUUGCCAGACAAUCAGGAUUUCUUGCUUUCCUUGAAUUUGGAAAGCAUGUUAGUGAGAGUAAUAAGGGUCCAGUCAAGCUAUUGAAGCUACUAGACAUUUUUGGUGUUCUGGACAAUCUGAGAGUAGAUAUGAACAAUCUUUUUGGAGGAGAAGCCUGUGUUGAAAUCCAAACCAUGACAAGGGACCUCAUCAAAGGAAUAAUCAAUGGUGCUUGUGAGAUAUUCUGGGAACUCCCAGUUCAAGUGGAGCUACAAAGGUUUUCUCCUCCACCCACCGACGGGAGCAUUCCGAAAUUGGUAUGCUUCCUAACCGGCUACUGCAACCAGUUGCUCGGAAACGAGUACGAGCCGGUAUUGACACAAGUCCUGAUAAUCAAUCACAGCUGGAGACAUGAGAAGUAUCAAGAAGGACUUGUGAUUAGCCAGAUUUACAACAUUAUAAAGCAAGUAGCUUUGAACCUGGAUUCAUGGUCGAAGGCCUACGAAGACGUCGCGCUAUCCUGCUUGUUCAUGAUGAAUAAUCAUUUCCAUUUUGGCAGUCUUGGAGGAACAAAAGUUGGUGACAUGAUGGGAGAGUCAUGGCUGAAAGCUCAUAAGCAGUAUAUGGAAUACUACGCGACAGUCUACCUGAAAGAGACCUGGGGAAAGCUCAUGGCAACACUAAACCCCCAAGACAGUCCAGUUUUGACAUCUCCAAGCAGAAUGACUCCAUUUUGGCUCUCCCCAAUCAGAAUCCCUGCAGGCUGUGCAGUCAAGAAGAGUCUCAAGAAAUUCAACAAGGCUUUUGAGGACCUGUACAAGAAGCAAUCCAAAUGGGUUGUGUCUGAUGAAAGCUUGAGGGAGAAGAUGUGUGAGGUUACAGUGAAGGCUUUUGUACCUGUUUAUGCUAGCUACUUGCACAACUAUGGUGUUUUGAUCAAACAGGAGGCUGAGGGUGGUGAGUAUGUCAAGUACACUACAGAGAGUGUGGAGAGGGCUUUGAACACUCUGUUUCAGCCUAAGGUUAUAAGCAUUUGUAGCAACAACAAACCUGUCCCCUUGAUUGAUAGAGUCAAAACCAUUGUAAAGAUUGCAAGUGUUAAAAGACACUGGAAGAACCAAUUCUUCGUCUAAAUUCAAACAAGAGAAUUUCAGAAA
Molecule: messenger RNA, 2582 nt
Organism: Tripterygium wilfordii
Lineage: Eukaryota; Viridiplantae; Streptophyta; Magnoliopsida; Celastrales; Celastraceae
Product: exocyst complex component EXO70I-like
Exons: 1
Coding region: 501-2558 (685 amino acids)
Biological process (GO): exocytosis
Cellular component (GO): exocyst
Molecular function (GO): phosphatidylinositol-4,5-bisphosphate binding
Source: RefSeq, a predicted model, not a curated record